UUUUCCGUUUAGGAAAGUGAGAUUGGGCGGUGACGUCACUUCCCCUUUGCGCUGGAACAACACAAGAACUUUUUCCUUGGCUUCCAGGCUGCCUUGAGGACAGCUUUUGUUGUUGGGAGUUUUAAGCCAGACGAAAGAACCCUAAGAUGUCGCCUCCUUCGCGACGGCUUCAGACCAAGCCGGUCAUCACCUGCUUGAAGACUUUCCUCAUCUCGUACAGCCUCAUUUUCUGGUUCACGGGGAUGAUCCUGCUGGCGGUGGGCGUGUGGGGGAAGGUCAACCUGGAGGCCUACAUCACGCUGGUGUCGGACGACACCACCAACGCGCCGUACGUCCUCAUCGGGACCGGCGCCGCCAUCAUCGUCUUCGGGCUGUUCGGCUGCUUCGCCACGUGCCGCGGCAGCCCGUGGAUGCUCAAACUGUACGCCAUGUUCUUGACCGUGGUCUUCCUGUCCGAGCUGGUGGCCGGAAUAUCGGGCUUCAUCUUCCGCCACGAGAUCAAGGCCAAGUUGGGCAGCGCGUACCAAAACGCGGUCAAGUCGUACAACAGCACCGAGAGCAGCAGAAGUGCGGUGGACGCCAUCCAGAGGACCUUGCGAUGCUGCGGCGUGAAAAACUACACGGACUGGGCCAACACGGACUACUUCAGAGAGCAGGGCAUCCCCGCCAGUUGCUGCAAAGUCAACACCAAGUGCCCCCCCGAGACCCUCAAGGACCUGGACAAGGCUCAGAACGAAGUCUACAACACCGGCUGCUUCUCACUGGUGACCUACGUGAUGGAGUCCAACUUGGGCAUCAUUGCCGGGAUCUCUUUCGGAAUCGCCUUCUUCCAGCUCAUCGGGAUAUUCCUGGCCUGCUGCUUGUCUCGAUACAUAACCAACAACCAGUACGAGAUGGUGUGAAAGCGACGUGACGGCGCCUCUCGCAGGUGACUCGGCGUGCCGCUCUCGACUUGGAUGACUGACGCUUUUUUUAACAAUGAGAAACCAAACUGCUGCCUCUGUUUUGUUUUUUUUUUGUACUCGCUCGAGGAGCAGAAGGGAAGAUUGCAAAAGGGACAACAUUUCAACUUGUAUUGUUUGAGGAGGAAAAAAAAAAAAUCAAUGUGUAGAUGUUCUCUUUUUAUUGUGCUUAAGUAUUCAUUUAAUGUGUUUACAUGUCUCACUUUUAAGCCGUUGUUGUUUUUUUUUUAAUUUUGACAAAAUGUGUAUGACGAGAAAACUGACAAGGGAAUGUGUGCGAGGUGAUUUGUGAGCCCGUGUAAAGUGCCAAUUACGAGAACCCAUAAUUUCAUAUCAAAGUCGUCGGCGUGUUAAUUGCUUUUUGUUGGUGAAUGCAUGUGAAAUACUGGAAAAAAAAUAAAAUAAAAGGUG
This is a messenger RNA of Syngnathoides biaculeatus (alligator pipefish), 1373 nucleotides long. RefSeq names its product tetraspanin 7 (gene tspan6). NCBI's taxonomy places the organism in Eukaryota, Metazoa, Chordata, Actinopteri, Syngnathiformes, Syngnathidae. Gene Ontology annotation, cellular component: membrane. The record is from RefSeq and is a predicted model, not a curated record. The transcript has 8 exons. The coding region runs from base 147 to 902 and encodes 251 amino acids.